Echinostoma caproni is the source of this 3396-nucleotide messenger RNA. The record is from the annotation of a GenBank genome assembly. Lineage: Eukaryota; Metazoa; Platyhelminthes; Trematoda; Plagiorchiida; Echinostomatidae.
AUGGCUAAAGAACACCAGAUCCAACGGUAUCUGCUUCAUGGAGCCCAAUUGCAGCGCAUGUUCGACCUGGAUUACACCGAUUUACCCAGUGUUCGUUUACGACUACGCAGUCCGCUGGAUUAUGAGAGUACAACUCAGUACACAGGGACAUUGGAAGCUUGUGAUCCACGGAGUUGCGCCAGUCAAAAUUUAACGAUCAAGGUGCUUGAUGAGAAUGACAAUCGCCCAGUGUUUUUGAAAAGUUCCUAUGAAGUUGAAGUUUUGGAAAAUGCAACUGUUGGUCAGACUGUUUUGGAACUAGAGGCAGUCGAUAAAGAUUCGCCUUCAAAUGCACGAAUGGAUUUUCAUUUUCACGGCCCUAUUGAUCCCGGAUUGCGCGAUACAUUUCGUGUUGAACAGGACACCGGUCGUGUAGUACUCCAGUCACGUUUAGCCGCUCAACGGCGUACAGAAUAUCGUUUCUCUGUGGCAGUCGAUGGAGCCAAACCUGUUGCUAUCGGUCCCAGCCCAGUAGAUUCCUCUUCUCGGGCUGGUUUGAGCGGUGCACCAGACGUGGCUAAAGUGAUAAUAAAGGUACACGAUCUGAAUGAUUUUAGUCCUCAAAUCCGUAUGUUCUCACCCGCUGAAGGGCAGGCAUUAACUGUGCCAGAAAAUGCCCAACCUCAACGGGUUUGCGUGGUUCAAGUGACCGAUGACGAUGUGGGUGAGAAUGCCAAAGUAUCGUGUGAAAUUGUAGGACCCAGUGGAAUCACCAGCACGUUUGCUUUGGCCGGUUCUGGCAAGUACUACACACUAUCCACUACGCGGAUACUGGAUGCCGAGGUAGAAUCCCGAUUCACUGUCACUAUCGCAUGUUCGGAUGCUGGUGAUCCGCCUCGAUCAUCUAGUCGUGAUUUGGUUGUGCGAGUAGAAGAUCUGAAUGAGUUCCCGCCACAACUUCUGCAAAGCACCUACCAGGCGUCGGUGUACGAAAAUGCCAAGUCCGGUGCCGAGGUAGUAAAGAUCCAGGCUGAGGAUCGUGAUCAAAGUGCCAAACUGCAUUAUGAUCUAAAAGCAGAAGGUAAACAAUAUUUCGGUAUCGAUCCAUCUUCCGGAGUCAUUUUCACACUGGGUGACACCGGAACACAAAUGUCCACGGUGUUGGAUCGAGAAAAGACCGAACAAAUCACACUGCAUGUUUGUGUUACCGACGGACCGCCCACAUCCACCUGUGGUAUGGAAUCGGAUAAAUCAGUCGGUAAAGAUGGUCCCAGUAGUCCAGAUAGCUUGGUGUACACAGCAUCUGCAACCGUAUUUGUGACGAUUCUCGAUGAAAAUGACAAUCGACCGAUGUUUACUGAGAAAGGACCGUUUUUUGUGACGGAGAACCAACCACGAUUCACUCAGGUUCGUGGUCAGUUGGCCGCAGNCGCAGUGGAUCCCGAUGAAGGACCAAACGGUCAGAACAUGAUUCGCGAAUCUCUUGUCAAACGACUAGAGUGGUACGUGACACCGUGUGUCGCAGAGCUGACUAUGCAUUUACGCAGUCCUCGUAGUCCUCCCGGGUUGUUGUACCGUUACGCAUUUGUCACUCUUCACUGUCCUCAGGUUCGCUACAGUCUUCGACACGUUUGGGUCAGUGCUGAUGGGACUCCCGCUCCCGAUCUAUUCCAAGUUGAUGCACAAGGUGUGAUUCGUACGAUGGAAGUUUUGGAUCGAGAAAAAACGAAUGCGUACACACUGGAAUUAGUCGCAUGUGAUUCGGCUCCAAAAUCUCCUCUAUGCAGCACACUGAAUGCCACAAUCACCGUGGACGACGAGAAUGACAAUAAACCGGUUUGGCAUUAUCCUCACGAUCAGGACAAAGAAGUGAACAUCACCUCCGACUUACCUCCGGGACAUUUGAUCGUGCGCAUACGAGCGUCCGAUCGGGAUGCUGGGGAUAACGGACGUGUGGUGUACACUCUGAUCGAUCCACAUAAACGAACUGUGUUUGAGGUGGAUAACUACACCGGUGAAGUAGCUAUUGCAGGUACACCAGUCAAUCCAGAUUCCGGUGAUCAGCAAGGUGCCGGUGGCGUGGCUGAUUCCGAAUCGCCUAGUCCUCUACUUCCGGGAAUCUAUCGUCUUCGGUUGCGCGCGUCCGAUUUAGGUCACCCUCAACAUUCCACGGAGACGUGGUUACAGGUCAACGUAUUCGGACCACAGAUUAUGGCCAGUGCAGGUCUGAACUUCAUGAUCAUCGUGGUCAUGGUUGCUGUCACCGGGCUCAUUUCCAUCUGCCUCGUGAUUGCCAUUAUAUGUGUUCGACGUCGUUCGCACAGUUUACGAUGCCGGAACGGACAACAUCCACAUAUAAAUGGAAUUCGACGGGGUCGAGCUCAGGGUACAGCUGAUGGAGGUGAAGAUGCUAAUUUCCCGCUCAAACAUGAAUACGGUUAUCCAAUUGAUGGUACCGGUUACAUGAUGGGUAUCAGUCCAACACCUUCGGACUUGGACACUUUGAAACUAGGCUAUCAACAUCCUGUGAGUCAUUCUGUUCUGGGUGCUGCGAAUGGAGGUCCCGACGGCCCCAUGUACGGGUGGACUGGUCAUCCGACUGCGACGGCAGCUGGACUUUGCUACCCAGCAGAGGCGAUGAGUUUCUAUCCAGAACCUUCAAUUGCUUCAUCUCCUAACGGGGAUCAAGUGACUACAGCCACCUUACGCCUUCCGGUCUAUCGUCUUACACCUACGAGUGAUCAAAUUCGCCUUGUGCAGAAUCCACACAGCGGAGCUGCUGUGGUCACAUCCAGUUGUAUGAGCUUCGUGAGCCCAUCUCCCCCACCCAUGUCAGACCAACUGAUUGUGGGCAAUAGUAGAUUCGCUGGGGAAUCGUAUGUAGAACGGAUAGGCCAGUCGGAAGAUGGAGCACAGGGUGUGUCUGGUUCUGCGGAUUACCAUGGAGUACAUAACGGUCAUUAUUCCACCUCAAGGAACAGUUUCACACCUCUUUCAACCGGACCGGCUACAAAUUCCGCGUGUUGCCACCCCGUCGGAACUGGAACACGACGCUACGGUGUCGGCGGGAACCUGGGCCAUUGUGAGCUGGAUGUAGAAUCAGCCGACUCUGGUCGCGGUGCUAGUGAGGACGAUCCCAAUCACGUGACAGUUGGUCCUCUUGUGCAUUUCUACCCUACUUUCCACUUGCCUCACAGUGCGCUACACAUGAACGGUGUAAACGCCUCGGCUGAAUUGUGUCUCGGGGGUACUAUGGAUAAAGGUUUGUUCGACAUGCAUGCCUCUGAGGCGUCGAUAGCCGCAGGGUCAGUCACAGCAGGUGAUGGUGUUGAUGUCGUGUCUGGAACAACCCCUCACUGCGAUUCCACUGUCAAUGGAGGAUGGAGUACGUCCGAACGACAUAGACUCAAAUGUUGA